Rhinocladiella mackenziei CBS 650.93 is the source of this 876-nucleotide messenger RNA. RefSeq lists its product as uncharacterized. The transcript is spliced from 3 exons. Gene Ontology annotation, biological process: vesicle-mediated transport. Gene Ontology annotation, molecular function: small GTPase binding. NCBI's taxonomy places the organism in Eukaryota, Fungi, Ascomycota, Eurotiomycetes, Chaetothyriales, Herpotrichiellaceae. Bases 1 to 876 code for a protein of 291 amino acids. Gene Ontology annotation, cellular component: Golgi apparatus; membrane. The record is from RefSeq and is a predicted model, not a curated record.
AUGGCGAAUAGAGGAUACGAUGUUGUCGUCGACGUUGACACAGAGGGAGACCUAGGCCACACGGACCUACAAGACGACGACCUUGAAUUUCACUCAUCAAACUUCGAGAACAACUCUCAAAAUCGCAAGAUCCCACCAGACUCAACACCUUUCCUGUCCAACAGCACGACCAACCCAGCAACAUUGCCUCAUGACCCAUCUGCUGUCCCUCCCAAGCACAUGCUCUGGUCAAUAUCCUUCUAUGCGCAAUUCUUUGACGUCGACACGUCGACGGUCCUGCACCGCUGUCGGACCGCCAUCCUGCCUUUCCUCCCGAACACGCCACCCUUCCUCGACACCAUGGAUGGCAACCCUGAUCUGUACGGCCCGUUCUGGAUCGCCACGACCGUCGUGGUAAUUCUCUUCCUCGCCGGGACAAUCAGCCACAAGCUCGCGACCGAGGGCAAGAAACAUUUCGAAUAUGAUUUCAAGCUACUGAGCGGCGCCGCCGGCUUGAUCUACGGGUACACCCUGUUUGUGCCGCUGGGGCUGUGGGCCGCGCUGCGGUGGUUUGGUGCGCAGUCGCUGGAGCUCGUGGAAUGCUGGGCGCUGUACGGAUACAGCAAUCUCUUCUGGAUUGCCGUGGCGCUCGUGUCGUGGUCGCCGCUCAAUGGGCUCAACUACGCCUUGGUCGGCCUGGGGUAUGCCGUAAGUGUGUUCUUCCUGGUCAAGAAUUUGUAUCCUGUCAUCAGCGCGACAGAGAAGAAGAUCGGCCGGAUUCUAUUGAUCGCGGUGAUCCUAUUGCACGCAGGGUUGGCAAUUGCCAUCAAGAUCCUUUUCUUCAGCCACAAGAGCCCGGCGAAGGAUGAUGGGGAUGACAAAAUGAUGGUUAUUUAG